Molecule: messenger RNA, 2136 nt
Organism: Eutrema salsugineum
Lineage: Eukaryota; Viridiplantae; Streptophyta; Magnoliopsida; Brassicales; Brassicaceae
Product: trihelix transcription factor PTL
Exons: 2
Coding region: 172-1947 (591 amino acids)
Source: RefSeq, a predicted model, not a curated record
UCGUGGACUACACGAUCUGUCUCUCUCUCAUUCUCUCACACUCUCUCAUUCUCUCUCUCUCUCUAAAAAAGCUUUAGUCCUUUCUCUCCUUUUUCUUGGAAUUAAAAGGUUGAACCUUUACUUUUUUUUUUCUCCCCUCACUAUCGAUCGAUCUUCUCAUUCAGCCAAAAAAUGGAGGAUCAUCAUACUCAGUAUGGUAUACCGGAGCUCCGGCAGCUCAUGAAAGGCGAAGGGAGGACGAUUACGACGGCAUCACCGUCGACUUCUUCUCAUUUUCCCUCUGAUUUUUUCGGUUUCAACCUCGCUCCUGCUGCGCCGCCGCAACACCACCGUCUUCAUCAGUUCACUGCUGAUCAUCAGGAGAUGGGCUUCUUGCCACGUGGCAUACAUGGAUUGGGUGGGGGUUCUUCAACGGCUGCAAGUAACAGUAACUUAAACGCGAGCACUAGUGGUGGAGGAGUUGGGUUUAGUGGGUUUCUCGACGGAGGAGGUUACGGCGGAGGCGGAGGAGGAGACGGCGGGGGAACGGGGAGAUGGCCGAGACAAGAAACCCUAACUCUGCUGGAGAUUAGAUCUCGUCUUGAUCAUAAAUUCAAAGAAGCUAAUCAAAAAGGACCUCUCUGGGAUGAAGUAUCUAGGAUUAUGUCAGAGGAACAUGGAUACCAAAGGAGUGGGAAGAAAUGCAGAGAGAAGUUUGAGAACCUUUACAAAUACUAUAGGAAGACUAAAGAAGGCAAAGCCGGAAGGCAAGACGGUAAACACUAUAGAUUUUUCCGGCAACUCGAGGCGCUCUACGGUGACUCCAACAACUUGGUUUCUUGUACCAAUCACAACACACAGUUCAUGAGCAAUGCUCUUCAUGGUUUCCACACUCAAGCCGCUAUGAACGCUACCACAACAACGUCCAACAUUCAUAACGUUGAUAGUGUUCAUGGUUUUCAUCAUCAAAGCCUUAGUCUUUCUAACAACUACAACUCCUCCGAGCUGGAGCUGAUGACUUCGUCUUCUGAAGGGAAUGAUUCUAGUAGUAGAAGGAAAAAACGGAGUUGGAAAGCUAAGAUCAAGGAGUUCAUUGAUGUGAACAUGAAAAGGUUGAUAGAGAGGCAAGAUGUUUGGCUUGAGAAGUUGACAAAGGUUAUUGAAGACAAAGAGGAACAAAGGAUGAUGAAAGAAGAGGAAUGGAGAAAGAUUGAAGCUGCGAGGAUCGAAAAAGAGCAUUUGUUUUGGGCUAAAGAGAGGGAGAGGAUGGAAGCUAGGGAUGUUGCGGUGAUUGAGGCAUUGCAGUAUUUGACCGGAAAGUCGUUGAUAAAGCCGUUAUGUUCGUCCCCAGAAGAGAGGAUCAAUGGUAAUAAUGAGAUCCAAAAAAAUAGUGAGAAUCAGAAUGACAACGGAAGCGAUCAAACGAUGACUAACAACGUUUCUAUUAAAGGAAGUGGUAGCUGCUGGAAUGAGCAAGAGAUCAUAAAGCUUAUGGAGAUAAGAACAAGCUUGGACUCGGCUUUUCAAGAGAUAUUGGGAGGGUGCUCGGAUGAAUUUCUAUGGGAGGAAGUCGCGGCGAAAUUAAUUCAGUUAGGGUUUGAGCAGAGAAGUGCCUUGAUGUGCAAGGAAAAGUGGGAAUGUAUAAGCAAUGGAAUGAGGAAAGAGAAGAAGCAAAUCAACAAGAAAAGGAAGGAGAAUUCGUCCAGCUGCGGCGUGUACUAUCCAAGAAACGAUGAAAAUCCUAUCUACAACAAUCAAGAAAGUGGAUAUAAUGAUAAUGAUCAGCAUCAUCAGAUGAAUGAACAUGGUAAUGUAUGUUCGUCAACAUCAAACGCAAACGCAACCGCUGGAAAUCCGAGCGGCGCAAUGGCGGCUGGUACAAAUUGCUUCCCAUUCUUCAUGGGAGAUGGAGAUCAGAAUUUGUGGGAGAGUUAUGGUUUGAGGCUAAGUAAAGGAGAGAACCAGUGAGUGAAUUUCUCCCAACGCAGGAGAAGACGAGGUAGAAGGUGAUGAUCAUGUGGUUAACUAAUUCUUUUGAGUUAGCUAUGUAUGAGAUAAACCUUGACUUAACUAUUAUAGAUAUAUGUCACACUGUGCUUAGAAUGAAGGGAUACACUUUCUUGUGCCUUAACGAAUUAUAUGUCAGCAUGUAUAAGA